AUGGAACGCUCGGAGGGAGUGACAGGAUCCAAAGAUACGCGCACCGAAAUUUGGGCGGACCUUAAAUUUUGCGGUGGUCUCAGUUUGCUGUCGUUAUCUAUAGCGGCAGCCAGUGCAGCGCCCAUACCUAUACCUACUAGGAAGGAAGAUGUGGCCCAGGCGAAUAUUGACGGAAUGGAAGAUUCUCAGCCCGGUGCAAGCCUCACGAGUAGCAGCGUCGGAGCAAGCGUUGGGCCUCGACUUACGAGUACCGGAGUGGCGGUAUAUAAUGGGCUCAAGCACCGUCGUCUGUCGUCCUCCAGCCAGGUCAAGAAGAGGAUCAGCGACGCCCGAGACGCCGCUACACGUCCUUCGCCGGUCGGGCUUCAGACUGCUGCGGCAGCCCUCACGGCGUUGGCCAAUCUCUCGCUUUCAUCUUCACCCCCGCUCGCUCCUGCGUCCACGGCAAUAUCUACCGUCUCUGCUUCAGCGAGCUUGAGCAUACCGCGAUCACGUCCGAGUGAUACAUCCGCACAGCGCGCUGGGAUGGCGCGAUCGAUAUCUCUGGACGACGAAUACAUAUUUUCUGUGCAUAUUCAGUCACCCGAAUACCUGACCGACGGCGGAGAUCGCAACGGCGCUCAAGAUACCAAGAAUGAUGGUAGCUUGGCCAAAAAUGGUAAGAAGAGGGGAACUAUUUUUACGUGCGAGAGUUGCUCCAAGGUCUAUCGCCAUCCGUCGUGCCUGAUCAAGCAUCGAUGGGAGCACUCUCCGCACUGGCGGGAGGCAUCCAAAUUUUUGUUGAGCAAGCACCAGCAAGUGCAGUUGAUGGAGGCGGCCGCCAUCCUAUCACACAUGUCGCCAUCCGCCUUGGGCGGCUCGUCCCUCCCCGACGACCGCUCGUACUGGCCGUCCUUCCUCUCUGGCGGGCUCCUCCCACCGCCCGCCGUCUCCGCAGAGUCCACACACGCGCUGGCGGUGCCUAGGUCCGCGCCGUUCCCCGCGCCGUACGCCGUGCGCCCGGCGUCGAGUUCGGUCCCGGCGCCCUCAGCGCUGUCGUCGUCGCGCCCCGCCUCGACGCGCCCGCGCCUACACGAGUACCCGAUCCCCGGCGCCGGCGGCGUCACGCACGUCCGCCCGGGCGUGCUCGGCGUGCCCACGGGCUCCGCCGGGGCGCGCGAGGCGAUGAUGGGCGCGGUGCGGACGAUGUCGCCGUAUGCGCACGAGGGCCCGCGCCGCGCGUCUCCCGGCGACGGGUCCGAGCCGUGGGGGUCGCCCGUGUCGCUGCGGCCAGAGAGCGCGCUGUCGUACUCGUACGCGCGCACGGACGGCGGCGCGAGCGCGAGCGCGUGGUCGGUCCCGCGCUCGUCGUUCGUGUCGGUGUCGGUGUCUGCGUCUGCGUCUGCAUCGUCGCGCUCGCGCUCGAUGAGCGUGCCGGGGAGCGACGAGAGCGAGUUUGUGGAGGUUGAGGCGGAGGCGGAGGACGAGUUGCGGGAGCACCAGCCGUACGGGUUUAGCUCGCGCGGACGGGUCAGCGUCAGCCGGUAUGGGCUGGACGAGGACGGGGCGAGCGGGGUUGGCGUUGGGUAUAGUGUGAAGGAAGAAGAAGAAGAGGAGGAGGAGGAGUGGGACGGGAUGGAGAUGGAGAUGGAGUUGUGAGCUCGCGGCAGGCUGGGUGCGCAGAGCGGGCGUCGCGCUCUGCCCCUUGCGGACGUACACACACAUGCGCCGUGCGGGGUCUGGUCUGACAGAUACGCGCGGACGCCCCGCGGAGGCGCAGAUGAGAAGGCAGGCAGGCAGGCAGGCAGGCAGAACAGGGCAGGGCAGGGCAGGGCAGGGCAGGGCAGGGCAGGGCAGGGCAAGCAUUUAUUCCGCGAUUUUCAUACAGGUUGUUUUUGGUUUUUGGUUUCGUUUUCUUUUUGCUUGCUUGCUCGGAUCAAGACAUGUAAGGAUCGGCGGAUCGGCGGCACUGUAGUGGACGGACGGCUCUUUUGUAUGUACUGUAUCGAAAUGGGAAUCGGAUGGUUUAUG
Messenger RNA from Heterobasidion irregulare TC 32-1, 2010 nucleotides. RefSeq lists its product as uncharacterized. The transcript has 5 exons. The record is from RefSeq and is a predicted model, not a curated record. NCBI's taxonomy places the organism in Eukaryota, Fungi, Basidiomycota, Agaricomycetes, Russulales, Bondarzewiaceae. Bases 1 to 1638 code for a protein of 545 amino acids.